UACAUUUCACUUGGUUAGUCUUGCUGAGGAUUUUCAUCAUUUGGAGUCACACUGAAAACAAUUCUCCCUUUAGCUGAUUAUUGCUAACUUUGGUUAUUUCAGCUUCUGCAUCCAUGGAUAAUGGUCCUUUCUGAGACAGCACCUAUGAAUCAGCUAUUCAGAACUUAAUGAAUUUGGUGAUUCGGUGACAAUGUGGAGAAAUCAUGUCAGAAAAUAUGGUUUGCACUGGAGCUGUCAAUGCUGUAAAGGAUGCUUGGGAAAAAAGAAUCAAGAAACAUAGUGAUGACCUGAAGCCAGAGAAGGAAUUUAAACAGAAGCUAGUGAAAAUCUGGGAAGAACGAGUAAACUUCACGAAGCUAAAAGAAAAGGUCACCAGGGAAGAUGGAAGAGUUAUUUUGAGGAUAGAAAAAGAGGAAUGGAAGACCCUUCCUUCUUCUCUACUGAAACUGAAUCAGCUCCAGGAAUUGCAACUUCAUAGAACUGGUUUGUUAAAAAUUCCUGAAUUCAUUGGAAGAUUCCAGAAUCUCAUUGUGUUAGAUUUAUCUCGAAACACAAUUUCAGAGAUACCUCGAGGAAUUGGAUUGCUGACUAGGCUUCAGGAACUGAUUCUUAGUUACAACAGAAUCAGAACUGUCCCCAAGGAACUGAGUAACUGUGCCAGCUUGGAGAAACUAGAACUUGCGGUUAACAGAGACAUAAGCGAUCUUCCACCAGAGCUCAGCAAUUUGGUGAAACUUAUUCACCUUGAUCUGAGUAUGAACAGCUUUACUACAAUCCCUCCUGCUGUGCUGGACAUGCCUUCCCUGGAGUGGCUUGAUAUGGGAAGCAACAGUCUUGUACAACUUCCUGAUACUAUAGAAAGAAUGCAAAACCUGCAUACAUUAUGGCUGCAACGGAAUGAAAUAACAUGCUUACCAGAUACUAUCAGCAAUAUGAAAAAUCUGGGUACUCUUGUUCUCACCAACAAUAAAUUAGAAGAUAUUCCAGUGUGCAUGGAAGAGAUGACCAAUCUGAGGUUUGUCAACUUCAGAGACAACCCACUGAAAUUGGAAGUAUCACUUCCUCCCAGGGAAAGCACAGAUGAAGAGGAACAGGAAUUAUUUGGCCUUCAGUUUAUGCACAUAUAUAUACAGGAGUCACGAAGAAAAGCAGAUAACCAAGUUGAUUGUUCGACUACAUCACCAAUCUCUAUAAAUACUGAUGGAUAAUAUGAUUCAAGAUGUCCUGCUGAACAGAUACUAGAAGAGGAUUACUUUGAGAAUUUGGUGAAUUCUCUAAUGUUCAGACUUCUAAAGUAAAAAACAAAGCUAUUAUCAAAGUUGAUUGAGGCCACAUUUUUUAAAGUUCAUAUUAUCUGCUAAUUAUAUUUCCAUGAAUAUAAAAAUACAAUUUAAAAUGUUUUUCUGGUAUUUUUUGGUAGAAGACAGAUGUUCAAAAAUUUCUUUCCAUUAAACAGUUGUUUCUGGUAAUGAAGAAUGAUUUGGUAAAGCAGUUAACAACACAUUUUCCAAAGACACCAGAGGGUCUGUAUAGUACUGUAGUGCAGGACUGAAUCCCUUCUGCUGUAAAUACUCGAUUCGGCCUUGGUCGAUCAGUAAUUUACAAAGAUGUCCUAUUUUCUUCUUUUCUUCAACAGUAAGAAACCUGAAUUGAAUAAACACAUACACAUUAAAAUUUUGUGAAAGUUCAUAGAAAAUUAUUUCAGUCACUUCUAUUUAUUGAUAAGUUGCUAAAUAGCCCAUAAUAAACUCGGUGCUAUGUACCAUGCUCCACAUGCUUCCAUUUAUGACCAAAAUAAAAACCUGUGUGUUUUA
Molecule: messenger RNA, 1814 nt
Organism: Talpa occidentalis (Iberian mole)
Lineage: Eukaryota; Metazoa; Chordata; Mammalia; Eulipotyphla; Talpidae
Gene: LRRC39
Product: leucine rich repeat containing 39
Exons: 9
Coding region: 204-1208 (334 amino acids)
Molecular function (GO): protein binding
Source: RefSeq, a predicted model, not a curated record